Manihot esculenta (cassava) is the source of this 939-nucleotide messenger RNA. Its product is annotated as DNA-directed RNA polymerase V subunit 7. Lineage: Eukaryota; Viridiplantae; Streptophyta; Magnoliopsida; Malpighiales; Euphorbiaceae. The transcript is spliced from 2 exons. Bases 182 to 712 code for a protein of 176 amino acids. Gene Ontology annotation, molecular function: single-stranded DNA binding; single-stranded RNA binding. The record is from RefSeq and is a predicted model, not a curated record. Gene Ontology annotation, biological process: DNA-templated transcription initiation; DNA-templated transcription.
CGGCAAAAAGCCCGUUCAGAGUCUUUUGUGGUUUACAAAUUACAAUUUACGCGGCUAGCACUGGCUACUGAACUUGGGAGUGCCAAUCACUACUCAACGAAUUAACUCUAAUUGCUCAUCAUCUCCGACGAAAGAAGGUUCUCCAUCGAAGCCCUUAACAUCUAUUUCUCUUUGCAGAAAUAUGUAUCUCAAAGUGCAGUUGCCUUGGAAUGUUAUAAUCCCUGCCGAGCACCUGGAUGUUAAAGGACUGAUGCUCCAGAGGUCAAUUAUUGUCCGCUUGUUAGAAGAUUUUGCUAGUAAAAAAGCUACUAAAGAUUUGGGAUAUUUGCUUGCUGUCACCACUUUGGAGAACAUAGGUGAGGGAAAAGUGAGGCAGCACACUGGAGAUGUGCUAUUUCCUGUUGUAUUUAGUGGCAUCACCUUCAAGAUUUUCAGGGGAGAGAUUCUGGAAGGGGUUGUUCACAAGGUGCUUAAGCAUGGUGUUUUCAUGAGAUGUGGACCAAUUGAACAUAUAUAUCUCUCUUAUAUGAAAAUGCCAGAUUACCACUAUGUGCCAGGGGAAAAUCCAGUCUUCCUGAACGAGAAGAUGUCAAAGAUUGAAAAAGAUGCAGUGGUUAGAUUCAUCGUUAUUGGAACAAAGUGGCUAGAGGCAGAAAGGGAGUUUCAGGCGUUAGUCAGCUUGGAGGGUGACUAUCUUGGACCAGUGUCCUAGAGGCCUGCCUUCUACUUUGUUGGAGAUGCAUGUAAAUCUUCUAAAUUUGUCGGAUUAAACUUAGCUCGCCGGAAGCAUCCUAGUUUCUUUUGGAGCAAUAGGGCUGGGGGCCUUAGCUCCUAGUCAUUGUAUCUCUUGCUACCUUUUGAGUUACUGUAACUGUACUGAUCUAAUUUUGGUGGGUGCUAGCGGCAUGAUAGCUAUACUAUUCUAAUUGUAUUAGUUUA